AUGUACGUUGUGUCGACAUCGCGCCCGUCCACGGCGGCGUUUGGCGCUGCUGUUGGACGCUUCUGUGGCGGCGGGACGACCUACGUUGCGCUGAAUCGUGGCACGCUGCUCUCCGUCUACGCCUGCCGCCAGAGCAACUCUGGGAUUGACCACGUCCAAGACUUUCACAUGCAUUGCACAUUGAAAUAUGUGCGUGCCGUGCUUGUCGUAGAGGGUACUGCACCGCAGAAACCCUCACGUCACCUCCUCUUCCUUUGCACCUACAAACAGGAGAUUCUCCUCGCAGCCCUCGAGACGUCCCCGGACCUGAGCGGCGGUGCACCACCGCUGCGGAUGACAACGCUGUUCCAAAGCGAGCCCACGGACUGCUUGUACCAGUACGACCCCAGCGAGGUUGAGCUGUGCAGCUGCUCGAGCGCGGUCAGUGGGGCAGGCGCACAGCCCCCGUUUGUCGCUUUUGCCCUGACUCGUGGGGAGCUCUUCCUCUUUGACGUCUUUGCAGCCCUCGCCCGCGACGCGGUCAAGCGCAAGCAAAAUGGGCAUCUGGCGCGCCUGUUUUCGCCGGAGCUGGUGGCCCACGUCGCUCGCCGUGCGAAAGCGGAUAUCUUCUCCCACUGCUACAUGGACUGCACAGAGUACGAUGUGAAGGACAUCUCGUUCGGGUCCCCGUCACCAUGUCUGAAGGGGCAGACCCACGGAGCCGCACAGCGGCCCAGCGCGAUGGGUGCGAGGGGCGACAGUGCAUCCGCGUCCAUCUCGCUGUACGUGCUCUACGGAGACCCGUACGGCAAGGUGCACAUAGCGGAGUAUGAAGUUGCCUUCUCGGCUGUCACAGAGAUGGAGGUGGCGGGCGACAGGAAGGGCUUGGGCAGCUCGAUCCGUCAGCCGCUUACUCCCCCGCCUUCUUCUGUCGAGUUUGCUUUGCUUGGUCGGCGAGUGCGUCGUUGCGGAUUGUUGCAGCCGAACGUCGAUCCUACGGCAGCGCACAUUGUCGCCAGUCGCCACGGGCUCUUCGUUGUGGGUAAUCACCUUGUCACCCUUAUCCACCAAGUGCGGCCGCGCAAAGGCGUCUAUUCGCGCGAGAUCCCGUCGCGGCAGGCAAUCCUCGACGUGAGCUGCGCGUCAGUGUCCGCUGACGCGUCCGAGUUGGUAAUUGGGUUCCGUGACGGUAUCCUCGCCCGAGUUACGGUCAUCUCCAGGGGCAUGAGCGGUGAAGAUCCUGUGUUGGAAUUUCGCUUUCUGCCUCAUCCUACGCCGACGACUCCGACGGAGAUCGUCACGCUGCAGGGAGACCUUUGCUUACUCUGCUCCCGAUUCGACAGCAGUUUCACGGUGCGGCUUGAUGAGGCGUCGUGCGAGGAAGUGCUGCACAACUGCGGGCCAGUGCUCGAUAUGUCCACGCACCAAAGCGGCGCCCAAUGUAGCGUCGUGGCGGCCACCGGCAUUCACCGCGGAGGCGGCGUCAGCGUGCUGCGAAGCGCUGUAAUGCUUCGGGAGCAAGCAAGCAUUCCUCUUCGUUGCCACCCGCAGCGUGUCCUUUGCGGCGGAGGGCUAAUGUGCAUCACGAUGACAGCAGCAGCAAACCGUUUCUUCCUUGUCUCGGCGCGCGCACUCACACUGGAAGAGCUUGGACCUCACGUGUUCCCGGCGAUCGUCUCGCACCAUCUCCUCGUCGAGCUCGGACUUGGUGCGGCGGCCGGCACGUUGGUGCUCAUUUCCGUCCGUGGCAUUGCCUGGUUGCGAUUGUUGGGGUCUCGAUGCGAAGUGGUGUCGAAGCUACCCCGCCAAGCGGAAGACCCAGACAUCCUUUUUGCGGCGGUUCGGCACGGCUUGACAGCCGUGUGCGACGGGACCAUCGUGACCGUGUAUCGUGGACAGGAAGUGGUGUGUACGGUUCCGUCACUUGCCGGCGUCGCCGUUUCAGCGGUGUCGCUCGUGAGCUCUGCACUGCUGGUGGUUGGCCAGUGGAACGGCGUUGUCGCCUUGUACGAAGUAGGAUGCCGUCACGCAGAGGUGGUCGGGCGACUUUUACUAGACGCCGUGCCCCGCUCUAUCGCGUCGGCGUUACCGCAGCUGUCGCCGUUGCCAGUGGUGGGCGAGAGUGCGUUGCCGACCAUCUACAUCGGUACCCACCACGGUUUUCUGGUCGAGACCACGAUUGCACAGCUGCGUGAUGGUGAGGCCCGCCGCUCAGUGUUUGUUGCCCCGCACCCGCUCGAGCUCCUGGAGCUUGGAGGACCGCAUGCGGGGCUGCUGUGCCUCGGCAACGUCCCGCUCGUUGUGUUGUGUGGCGCUGGUGGCGGUGUACAGCUGACUGGGCUACACGUGAUGGGCGUGUCCGCCGCCGCAACAGUGGAGGCAGAUUUGCAGUGCUACGCCUUUUACUCCAAGCAAGACGGCCGUCUUCACAUCGGCUCUCUGGAGGCGCUCGAGAAGACGUCGCGAACGUUUUUGCCACUAGGCGAAACCGUCACGCAGCUGCAUGAAACCGCCGCCUGGGGUGGCUACGCGGUGGCUGUGCGCAAGGUGGAGGGGGAUGAAGUUCUUUUUCUUCCGUCGAGUGUCAUACAGUCCCCGUGGACCGCUGACCUAGGCUUGUGGCGGACGGCCGCUGUACCGCUCCUCGAGAACGAGCGCUGCGUCUUUCUCCAGACGGUGCGACUGGAUGGCUCAGAGGGUGGCGGGCCUGCAGAGAGGUGUGGUGAGCAAAUCGACGUGCCGGCGAUCACUAGUGCUGGUGUGAGCGAGGAGGACUGGCAGCACCUGCUUCUCGUCGGCUCCUCCUUCACAUUUCCAGAUGAGCAGCGCGCGCGCUCUGGAAGGGUUAUGUGGUUUGCUCUGCAUGAGGAGCGCCAAGGCCAACGGCUGCGCCUCAUCGCCAGCAAGGACAUUGGCGGUGCGUUGCAGUGCUGCGCGGAGGUGCCGUACUAUAAGGGCCGUAUCGCGCUUGGCGUGAACGGCUGUGUUUGUUUGUACAAGUGGAACACGGAGGAUCAAACCUUUGUGGCUGAGGAGCGCUGCCGUGUCGGACUCACGGUGACGAGGCUGAUUCCGCUCUACAACACAGCCCUGGCCGCCUCGGUGCUCGUCGCGCUGGACGUGCGGCACAGCGCUUUCUUCAUAGAAGUGGAUCUGCUGCAGGGAAGCCUCAAGGUGCUUUGCCGCGAGGGAAACCUGCGCGGCGUGAUGGACGGCUACGUCGGCUCUGACGCCGAGAAUCUGUGCCUCUUUGACGAUAACCUCAACUUUACGGCGUUGAAAGUGGUACCUUUGCCUGUUGAGCCAGGAGACGGCGAUGCUGCUGCGGCGGCCAGCGGGACGCCGCAGUGUCGCUUUGAAGUGCGAGCACAAUACCACGUGGGCGACCUAGUGACGUGCGUGCGGCCAGGCAGCUUUGCCGCCACGUCGCUGAUGAAGGCACCGACGCCAUCCUCCUCGGUGCCGAGCCCACUGCUUUUGCCAGGCAUCGCCGGCCCGCAGUUGGUGUUUGCUACUGCGCACGGUGGCUUUGGUGUGGUAACGCCACUGCACGCGGCCACAUACCUUGUCCUGCGGGCGCUAGAGGCGUCACUGGAGCGCACGUUGCCCCCGCUGGGGGGUCUCUCGCACCAGGCCUUCCGGGAGGUCUUGCGCGCUGGCCAGGAGCGAGGGGUAAGCUACCUUGCGUCCAAGGUGGGGUGCGCGCUGACGCGGGAGCGCCUGCGUCGGUAUGAGUCGCUCAACACCGUGGAUGGUGACAUGGUAGAGCAGUUUCUGUGGCUCUCGCUGCACGAGAAGCGACACGUAUGCCGGGUCACCACGGAUGUGUUUCUCCAUGCCUUCGCCCAGUGCGUUAAUGAUUCCGGAAUUUUUGUUGCACCGCCAGCGAAUCAGGAGCAAUGCAGACAGAGCGCGCCCGGUACCACCAUGCAAUCCUUUUCGCAGUACCCUAAGGACACCAUUGCCCAGGCCAAGCUCUUCUUGGAAAAGGGCAGCCUUCCGCUUCCCCCGUUUGCGGUCGAGGCGCUAGAGCAGCUCGUUGUGAACCUCCAGCGGGUGCACUAG
Molecule: messenger RNA, 4044 nt
Organism: Leishmania braziliensis MHOM/BR/75/M2904
Lineage: Eukaryota; Euglenozoa; Kinetoplastea; Trypanosomatida; Trypanosomatidae
Product: putative CPSF-domain protein
Exons: 1
Coding region: 1-4044 (1347 amino acids)
Cellular component (GO): nucleus
Molecular function (GO): protein binding; nucleic acid binding
Source: RefSeq, a predicted model, not a curated record